Messenger RNA from Mustela erminea (ermine), 2950 nucleotides. Its product is annotated as zinc finger protein 792-like. The record is from RefSeq and is a predicted model, not a curated record. Gene Ontology annotation, biological process: regulation of DNA-templated transcription. The coding region runs from base 272 to 2287 and encodes 671 amino acids. NCBI's taxonomy places the organism in Eukaryota, Metazoa, Chordata, Mammalia, Carnivora, Mustelidae. The transcript is spliced from 4 exons.
CGCCCCCAGCACCCCCGCAAUAAGCACCGCCCCCGCCGCAGUACCCCACCUUGCACCGCCCACCAACCGGCAGGGGGGCGGGACCGGAAACGCGAUCCGAGGAGACUGAACCUGGAAUCCGCCCCGGGCGCCGGGCCAAUGACAGCCCGGGAUCGCAGGGCUGCUCCGGGCCGGGACUUCCUGCGUUCUAGGUCAGCCAGUCCGGCCGCUGCGGCGGGUCGCGCGCCCGCGUCUCCCGCCCUUUUCGGAGCUAGGGGGCCGAGAUCGGGGGAUGGGCCCCUGCUCCGCCCGGCGCCCCGGAGACGCGGGUCCGCCAGGUCCGCCCGCGCCUCGCUUCCCGCACGCCGGGAUCAGCCGGGAGCCCCAGGCCCGCCGUGCCCCGGGGUCAGGCGAAGCUGUUCGGUACCCGCCGACUCCGCUGCGAGCCCCGGCAAGGAUGGUGGCAUUGGGCGCUGAUCCGUCUCCGGCGGCUCCGCUGCGAGCCCGGGCAGCGAUGGUGGUGGCGACGGCGCUCAGGGCCCCUGCACAGGGCUGUGUGACCUUUGAGGACGUGACCAUUGACUUCUCCCAGGAGGAGUGGGGGCUCCUUGAUGAGGCUCAGAGGCUUCUGUACUGCGAUGUGAUGCUGGAGAACUUUGCCCUUAUAGCCUCGCUGGGUCUGACGUCUUUCAGGUCUCACGUAGUUGCCCAGCCGCAGAUGGGGACAGAGCUGUGGGUGCCUGACAGGGUGGACAUGACAUCAGUCAUGGCAAGAGGGGCGUACAGUGGACUUGUCUCUGGUGUUGGCUGUGGAGUGGAGGGUGAGCGUAGUGUGUCUGCAGAAGGCGUGUCACAGGACAGGAAGCUCAAGGAGGCUCUGUGCAACCACAAAAACUACUCCCAUGACGCACGUGGCCUGCCCGUGAAAGACGUUUUGCACCUGACCGAACACCAGGUAACACAUCCCAGGCAGAAACCAGAUGCGUGUGAGGCUACUGGGAGAGGGUCGGAGUCCAGUACAAACCUUCAGCAGCAGCAGAACAUAGACCAGCCUGGCAGAAGGGAUGAGGACAGGGCCUCCCUUGUGAAGACCUGCAGAGAUGACACAUCAAAGGAGCCUCUCACAGUCAGGGCGGAUGGGAAGGACUUCGCGGGCGGUAAGGCCACAUCCGGCUUUCUCCAGCGCCAGGUCGUUCACAGAGUGGAGGAGCCUCCCCAGAGCACUGGCCCACAAUGUCACAACAAGUGCAGUGAAUUUGGGAACGCUUUCCCUGACAAGCCCGCACCUGUUCGGCACCAGAGAACCCACACUGGGGAAAGGCCUUUUGAGUGCAACAAAUGUGGGAUAUUCUUUAGCCACGCCUCCGGCCUCUCUCAGCACCAGAGAGAUCACAAUAGAGGAAAGCCUUAUGAGUGCUCCGAAUGUGGGAAGUUCUUCAGCCGACACUCUAGUCUCAUGAGACAUCAGAGAGUUCACACUGGGGAAAGCCCUUAUGUGUGCAGCGAAUGUGGGAAAUUAUUUAGCCAAAGCUCCAACCUCAUUCAGCAUAAGAGGGUGCACACUGGAGAGAAGCCUUAUGAGUGCCGUGAGUGUGGGAAGGCCUUCAGCCAGCACUCCAAUCUCAUUCAUCAUAAGCGGGUCCAUACGGGCAAAAGCGCUCAUGAGUGCAGAGAGUGUGGGAAGUCUUUCAACUGCAACUCCAGCCUCAUUAAGCACUGGAGGGUUCACACUGGAGAAAGACCUUAUAAGUGCAAUGAAUGUGGGAAAUUCUUCAGCCGCAUCUCCAGUCUCAUCCAACAUCAGAUCAUCCACACUGGUGAACGGCCUUACAGGUGCAGCGAAUGUGGGAGAUCCUUCAUCUGGAGCUCUGACCUCAUGAAGCAUCAGAGAGUCCACACUGGGGAGCGGCCUUAUGAGUGCAGCGAAUGUGGGAAAUUGUUUAGCCAGAGCUCCAGCCUCCAUAGCCAUCGGAGACUUCACACUGGGGAACGGCCAUAUCAGUGCCCUGAAUGUGGGAAAUUCUUUAAGCACAGCUCCAGCCUCCAUAGCCAUCGGAGACUUCACACCGGUGAGCGGCCUUAUGAGUGCCUCGAAUGUGGCAAAACCUUCAGCAAGAGGGCUACCCUUGUCCGGCACCAGAAAAUUCACACAAGAGAAAAGAGUGCAGAGAAUGUGCACCCUCCCCCAGCACAACGAUGUGCACAGGUGAUAAGCUCUGAGAACCGUCUUUAUGAAGGGGCCAUCAGCCAGAGGGUGAACCUUGUUCAUUCCAAUGUCCACAAUGGGCAGAGUCCCUACGAAUGCUAGUUUUGCUGGAAGCUUUCUGGAACAAAGUAGCAUUUUUCUCACCAUGGACUCUACCAGAGCCUUGCCACUGUGAGUGUUUGAGGUAGAAGCCAUAGAGCUCUGGCAGGUCUCCCAAGAAUAUGUGUCAGCCAGUCCCUGUGUUUGGACCUCUUCCUUUUCUGAGACGGAAUCCUGAGUAGCCUGAGGCCAAGGAAGAUGUCAUUUCUUCCCUCUCUGACCAGCGUAGCUAUGGACAUGACCCAUCUUUGACUGUGAAGACCUGAGCUGGGUUCUGCUGGCAGCUUGCAGAGAAAGUUUCCCUUCUUUCAAAGACAUGGCUGAUCUCAUAUGAUGCUCAUAAUGGAUUUAUCCAGACUCCACAUUACCCAUCCCAACAAGCACCUACUUUACAUUGCCUUAAUGAUCAAGCCACCUUUAAUCUGAUGUGUUUUGAUCAUUGGGAAGUGGGUUGAGAACACAGUUGAGGUCUACCAAUCAAUCAAAAAGGGUUUCUAAAUGUAUUGCCUCAGAGGAAGAGCAGGAUGGUGAAGAAUAGCUCUCGGUCCAGAUUUGGCCUCCUUUGUGUUGCUACUCAAGGUCUCCUGGGAAUGAUGGUAGGAUUUUCUGGGCCUAAUGUUGGGAUCUGAGUGGCGGGUAUUUUUGUGAGCCAGAGAUGACCCUGAG